Messenger RNA from Rana temporaria (common frog), 2757 nucleotides. RefSeq lists its product as uncharacterized. The transcript has 13 exons. Lineage: Eukaryota; Metazoa; Chordata; Amphibia; Anura; Ranidae. Bases 362 to 2368 code for a protein of 668 amino acids. The record is from RefSeq and is a predicted model, not a curated record.
GGGCGGAGCAGCUAAGCCGGGGUCAGCUUGGCUUUAACUGCAGCUAAGGUAUUAGUUGGCAAGAUACAAACUGUAUACAGCAGAAAUGAUCAAAUGCAUUAGUAGCAACUUCAAUGUAUGCUGAAUAUUUGUAUUAGGACUCCGUCAUCAGACAAUUGGCAAUACAGGCACUUUUCAUCAGGUGUAUUUAAAGACGUAGGGGGCGAAUUCUGGAACAAACACACUUCCUCCUGUUUUCUUUGCUCUAUUUUCAUAAAUCUGCCCUCACACCAUCAUCACCAUCGCAGAGUAUUAAAAGGAAAGAAUUUUCUGCUUGACUGCUCCAUGCCACGCUUAUUACCCAUUAAAAGUAAGGACUGAAAUGGAACCAAAUAAAAGUUUAUCUUUCGGAAGUAUGGAUGAUAUUAGUUUUAGUGGCGACCGGCAUAGGUCACACAGAGUAAAUAACCAACUUGAAAGAUUUAUCAGAUUAGAGGAUGAAAACUAUAAUGACAUCAUGGAUCUUCCUAUAAGCACCUGGAAACACACAGGACUCAAAGAAUCAAAGAAUAAAUUAGGAGGCUCAGUUGACAGCAUAUUGUCUCAAACAUCAGUUCAAAACCCUGGAUGGAUGGCAGUAAAACCAAGCAAAUCCCAAGAUGCUCUGGUAUCUCCUUCACAUUCUAUUAAGUAUCAAAUGUGGCCAAGCAAAGAAAAUGUACUUGAGAGUUCAGAAAUUGAUGAUGUUGUAGGAGAUGAAAUAAACUUUAAAUCCAGGCGACAAUUACAAAAGGAGACCACAGAGGAAUACGAGGGCACAUCCUUCACUGCUUCCCCAUCAUUAUCUCACAGUGCUUUAGAAGCUGCUACACUGCCGGAACAAAGCAGGUCAGAAGGGGAACAGUUACAGAAUUAUUUGCAAGAAAUGGAAGCCUACCAUCAGUGGACAAAGGCCACAGGCCCAGAUCUUGAAGGUUCUGAAGAAACCAAACCUAAUCAUUUUCAGGCUGCAGAAUACAGUGAGGCUCUGAAUAUCUCCAUGCCUCUCCUGAAAUCAAUACUCAUGGAACGAGAGGCCAAAAUAAGUGACCUGAGCAAGGAAAUUAGGAGAAUACAAAGUGAAAAUCUACGACUUUUGGAUGAAAAGCAGAAUUUUCUGUUGGAAAAUAAUAGGCUGCGAAAACAAGUUGAGUCUACAAGAUUUAACAAAGAAAGAAAAGAACAUGAUGUUUUUGAUUCCUUUGACCCAAGCUCUCCAACAGUUCUUCAGAGACAAAUCGGUAACCUCAAAAACCAGAUUAAUGACCUCCAAGAAGCCAAUGAAAGUGCAGUAUUGGAGUUAUCAAAAGCUGAUGAGGAGAUCUGCCAGCAAAGAAAGGAUCUAGCCAAGCUCAAAGCGGAAUACCACCAAAAGUUAGAGGAUUCUCAAGAACAAAUAAAGAUUCUUACAGAAAAGAUCACUCUGGCAUCAUCUAGAUUACCUCAACCAGAGAACUACCAAGAGGGCCUUCAGAAGGAAAUUAUUCAGCUGAGAGGUGAAUGCAGAAGACUAAGGACAGAGAGUCAUCUUGUAGGUGAAGAAAACUACAGGCUUAAAGAGGACUUAUGGGAUCUUAGAAUGCAGCGGGAUAGUUUGCUCACAAGAGAUGAGCAAAACUUUAAGAGUGAAUGGGUUCCAAACAAAUGGACCAGUUCGUCUGAUAAGAAACUUCAGGGCGACAGCUGGAGCUCAGAAGAGAAUAGUCUUUACAGGAAUGAAGCUUUUAAAGUUGAUGGAACAUUUUCAAAAUGCAAAGCAGCCUCAGGAUCUGUGAUCAUAAAAGAACCAUGGGAAAGGAAUCUGGAAGAACAUUUUACACGCAACACCUCUCCAUAUUCAAUGUACAGCGAAAAUACAGAUAUUUUGGUCCAGGGAUACCAAGACGGCCAGGGUAAAACUUUGCAUGCCAACGUCAAUGGAGGUGGACAUGAAGGUAUCCAGGAGAUGAGAGAGGAUGGCUUGUGUUCUACUAGUCACAUACAAGACAAUGUAAUUUCCCAAUCUCAGCAGUAUGGAAAUAAUGACUAUUCUCCAUUCAGCAAAACAGUAAAUAACAAGAGGCAACAUGUGUCUGUUUUGCCAAGACGCCCAUUUGCUCCGAAAAGUGCUGCAGACCUGAAACUUGGUGAUUUAGUGAAAUUCUCGCAUCAAGGUGGCAAAAUAAGUAAGGGAACAGUGCAGUACAGGGGUCCCCUGCCUGGCAGAGAAGAGGUGUACCUAGGAGUGGAACUGGAAGGAGGAGAUCUUGGGAAGCAUGAUGGUGUGUUCCAAGGAACUCGAUACUUCUUGUGCAAACCAAACAAAGGUGCUUUUGUAAACUUCAGCAAAAUUAUAAUGGCAUGGAGUUAAAUGUCUUGCGCUGAGGACACUUCAAAAGUGAAAAGUUCAAGCAGCUGGAUACAAGUGAAGAACUGCAAUUUUUUAAUCUAAAGCUAAACCUUGUCAACUUCAUGAGUAAUGCGUAGUGGAGGAUUUAUUCUGACAACAUUUUACAGCCAAGCCACAAUACUUGUACAGUUACAAGGAUUUAUUUUUUUGUCCAGGCAUUUUGAUAAAACAAGAGAUAUUAAAUAUCUUCAACUAGGUGCAUUUGCUUUCUACAUCAGAAGGUAGAUUUUAUUUCAUGUAUAUAUAUUUUCUGUUUAACUUUUCGCACUUACAAAUGUUUAUUACAAUUUUACAGUUGGAGCAUCUGGGGACAUGUUUUUGGCUUAUAUUAAACAAUUAGAUGGACUUGA